Molecule: messenger RNA, 3582 nt
Organism: Periophthalmus magnuspinnatus
Lineage: Eukaryota; Metazoa; Chordata; Actinopteri; Gobiiformes; Gobiidae
Gene: zdhhc13
Product: zinc finger DHHC-type palmitoyltransferase 13
Exons: 17
Coding region: 62-1957 (631 amino acids)
Biological process (GO): protein palmitoylation
Cellular component (GO): Golgi membrane
Molecular function (GO): palmitoyltransferase activity; protein binding
Source: RefSeq, a predicted model, not a curated record
GUUCGGGUCCUCUCGACUCUCGGCUCUUCACACCCACACGUCUUACGGAGCUUUACCCACCAUGGACUGGACUUCUGACGGCUCCAGUCACUCGGGGGAGGGCUGCCACCACGGACAUGGGCCUCACUGCCACAGCCACAGCCCCAGAUCGAGUGCCUUUUCUGGUGGAAUGAUGUUUGGAUUGGCCCCUGAGAGCACCAUGGAACAGCCCAAGAAAAGAUCCCACCUGGAUGAGAGCGGCAGCUGGGACAUCAUCAAGGCAACACAGUUUGGGGCGUUGGAUCGCUGUAAGGAGCUGAUUGAAGCUGGUUAUGACGUGAGGCAGCCGGACAAAGAGAAUGUGACAUUACUGCACUGGGCCGCCAUCAACAACAGACUGGAGCUCGUCAAGUAUUACAUCUCCAAAGGAGCAAUAGUGGAUCAGCUCGGAGGAGACCUCAACUCUACUCCUCUGCACUGGGCCAUAAGACAGGGGCACUUGCAGAUGGUGAUUCAGCUCAUGAGAUAUGGAGCCGAUCCUUCCAUCGCCGACGGAGAAGGGUAUAGAGCUCUACACCUCGCCAUACUAUUUCAACAUAUGGCCAUCGCAGCCUACCUCAUGGCUAAGGGACAGGAGGUAGAUACCCCUGACUGCAAUGGACAGACACCACUGAUGUUGGCUGCUCAGAAAAUCAUUGGGCCUGAGCCGACUCACUUCCUGGUUCGUCAUGACGCCAGUGUCACGGCUGUGGACUCCUCGAGCAGAAACACGCCGCUGCACUGCGCUGUUUUAGCCGGAAACGUCGACGCUGCUCACAUCCUGCUGGAGGCGGGAGCGAGCGUGGACGCACAGAACAGCAAUGGCCACACUCCGCUGGAUCUGGCUCAUCAGGUGCACAGCCCUCUGCUCAUUCACAUGUUAAACCUCAUCAAACAGGAGAGGGCACACUCCAGCUCCCGCUGCCUACGCCUGGCUCACAGUCACAAGACAUUUGUGCAGUUUGUCAUCUGCACAGCCCUGUUCGGAAGUAUUGGCGCCAUUUUGGAUCUAAACUCGGAAUCGUGGCUCCUGAAGGGAAUUCUGUUGGCCUGCAUCAUCGGAGCCAGCAACCUCGCCUCACGACACAUGCGCAGCCCAGUGUUCCAGACAGUGCUCCCAUCCGCGGCGCUCGUGGCCUCUGUGUUCUGGAUGCUGGUCACAUGGUUCCUCUGGUUCCUCCCUGAGACUCCAGGGGCCCUGGUUCAGAUCCUGUUCACUCUAAACUUCACAUGUCUCUUGUAUUUUUACUUUCGCUGCUGCAGAACAGACCCAGGAGUGAUCAGAGCCACAGAGGAGCAGAAGAAGAUGAACGUGUUGGUUUUGGCUGAAGCGGGCUGUUUGGACCCAAGAGUGUUUUGCACUUCCUGUAUGAUAAAGAAGCCAGUGCGGACAUACCACUGUUUCAUCUGUGACUCAUGUGUGGCAAAACACGACCAUCACUCCAUCUGGACCAACUCCUGCAUCGGUGCGAGGAACCAUCCCCUGUUCAUUCUCUUCCUCCUCUCUAUGUCUCUGAUGGGAGGGUGGAUGUUCUAUGGCGCUGUGCUCUUCUGGCGGUCCCACUGCCCCUCCCUGCCCUCUGAGGCCCAGCCGUGGUCGCUGGUCUCUGGGUGCGUCUUCUCCUCCCCCUGGGUGCUCUCGGUGCUCCUGCUCUCUUUCUACCACAGCUGCUGGAGCUCCAUCACUCUGCUCGUACAGCUCUAUCAGAUCUCGUUCUUGGGUUUGACCACAUCUGAAAUCAAGAGUCUCGGAGCUCAUCAGAGAAAACUACGACAAAACAUGUCCCUGAGGCAGAACCCGUACAAUCUGGGUGUGGUGAGAAACCUGGUCAACUUCUUCCAGCUCAGAUGUUGUGGACUUUUCAAGCCGUCAAUUGUCGACUGGACUCAGCAGACUUCACUGGACCAGAGUCUGUUUGGACCCAACAACAUGGUCUAACCAAUGGGAGGGCAGCUUUAGGGACACGCCCACUGAUGGACCAAUCACAGAGCUGCUAUAGACAAAUUUCCAUUCUGACCAAUGAAAUGUCUCUACCACUUAUUUGGACCAAUCCCAGGCUCCGUUUUGAAGACCCACACCCAUCGACCUAUCGCAGUCCUGUUCUCAAGACCUGCUCACUUCUUCAACCGAUCAAAGCUCCUUCAGGAUUUAAACCACUACCGCACAACUGUUUGACCAAUCAGACAGCGUCUUUUGAGAUGCGUCCACCAAAUCUGACUAGUCACACAACUAAGGACCAAAGCACAGAGCUGUAUUAUUUAUUUUUGUAGUUUGAAGGUUCAAUUCCUGUGUAAAUUCUGUGAAAGAGCUGCUGCCUUAAAUUGUAACCACUGACAUUUUUUUCUUUUUAAUAAUAUCCAAAAUUACCUGAAACGUCUUUUAAUGGAGACAUAUUUUGCUAAAUCAACUUUUAAGAGCCAGGUUAUAAUAAUUUCCAUCUCCUCUGAAGUUGUAUUUAGAGUUACUCAUGCAUGUUUGGGUAAUCUUUAAUUUCCUUUAGUCAACACGAUCUGCCCAUAGACUGUAUAAAGAAGUGGACUAAGUGAGUGCGACGUCACCCAUAGCGUUCGGCUCCAGUCAAAUGAAGCUCAUUGAGACUAGCAGUUAUAGGGGCAAAUUUGGAGCUGAGUUCCAUAUUUGGAGUUCUGAGUAUCAUAGCAACCAAAGAGCCAAUCUGAAGCGAGGCUGGUAACGCCCCUUCCCGCCCACACUUCUGAUUUAGUAGGGAGUGGGCGCUUUGAUUAAUUUGAUUCUGCUAAAUCAGAAUCAAAUUAAUCAAAUUUGUUGAUUAUGCAAGUGCGACCUCGGCAAAAGAUGGUGCCUGAUUUGUCUUUUACUAACGUUGGUACCUUGAUUUACGGACAAAAUAGCCAAAUAAAAAUAUAGAUCCAGGUUAAUACAGCCCUUAUAAGACUAAAAUGGCAGUUACAAAGAGAGGGGUGACAGUUUUUCAAUAGAAAGUGGAUUGGAGCCAAUCAAUAGAACCAUAUCAUUCCCAUGGUCACUUCCUGUUUGGAACGUGGCGGCUAUUGGAUUGUCUAUGUCCAUUUAUAUAUACAGUCUAUGGAUCUACCCCCGUAUUCAAAACAACUAGCAUAGCCCCACUUUUGUAUAGUUUAGUCUGCAAUUUUAUUCUUACACAUAGGAUUUGGCAGUGUCACAUAGUCAUUUUGGUACAAAUGAAAAAAAAAAAAAAAUCUGCUGUUCGAUAGUGUGAUGUACAACUAUCCAGGGGCCGACAGCAUGCAGUGCAGUAAAAAUCUAAAUACAAAAGUUAUUAGAAUUGUGUAGUUCAUAAAUGAAUAUAUUAAGAGGGAAACUGCCCUGAUUUCUGAGCACACAAAACCUCUUUGUUGCCAGCAGAAGGUGCAGGAGCUGGACCUGAGCAGUUAAAUUAAGGCUAAAGAUGAUGCCUGUGUUUCAUGUUUUUCUAUGGCACAGUCAGGACAAUGUGUCAUAGUGGAAAAAGGGAUAUUUGUACAUGUAUGGUUUUGUAAAAGUUGCAUGUUUUUGUUAAAAUGACCUCUAACGGUUCAAUAAAUCAACAACGUGCCUGUCUUUUA